AUGAGCUCCUUUGAUCCACAGACGCACUCUCCACCGCGCUGCAGCCCACAAUUUCCAAAUAUCGGUCAAGAACCUCCAGAGAUGAAUAUCUACUAUGAGAACUUUUUCCAUCCACAGAAUAUCCCUAGUCCACAGCGACCAAGCACUUUUGAGACAACGGACUACAAUGCCACUCCCAAUCCUUACCUCUGGCUAAAUGGACCUUCCAUUACCCCACCACCAUACCUGCCCGGAUCCAAUGCCAGUCCCUUCAUUCCUCAGUCUUACGGGAUGCAACGGCAGCUCUUGCCUAACAUGCACAGCUUGGGAGGAACCGACCUCGGCUGGCUUCCUCUCCCAUCCCAAGAAGAGCUCAUGAAGUUGGUUAGACCACCUUAUUCCUACUCUGCACUUAUUGCCAUGGCUAUCCAUGGAGCACCAGAAAAGAGGCUGACUCUCAGCCAAAUCUACCAGUACGUGGCUGACAACUUCCCAUUUUAUAACAAAAGCAAAGCUGGCUGGCAGAACUCCAUUCGGCACAACUUGUCUCUCAAUGAUUGCUUCAAGAAGGUGCCCAGAGAUGAAGAUGAUCCUGCCUAUGUCAAUGGCUCUAACUCAGUGGGCCGCUCAGUGCCAUUGGGACUUAACGCUGAACCCAUUGACAAAAUGGGACAGAAUGUGGUAGGCUUUAACUCCUACUCUCCACUCUCUAAUAUAGCCAGUCACGGUGUGGGAGAGUGGUCCAAUUCUAUGCCCUCUAGUCACCUUGGCUAUAGCAACUCAGUGCUCAACCAGUUUAACACUCAUUUUUACAGCAGUAUCAGCACAAAUAACACUCUGUUUUCUAGGGAGGGAACAGAGGUUUAA
Molecule: messenger RNA, 846 nt
Organism: Cygnus atratus (black swan)
Lineage: Eukaryota; Metazoa; Chordata; Aves; Anseriformes; Anatidae
Gene: FOXI1
Product: forkhead box I1
Exons: 2
Coding region: 1-846 (281 amino acids)
Biological process (GO): anatomical structure morphogenesis; regulation of transcription by RNA polymerase II; cell differentiation
Molecular function (GO): DNA-binding transcription factor activity, RNA polymerase II-specific; RNA polymerase II cis-regulatory region sequence-specific DNA binding
Source: RefSeq, a predicted model, not a curated record